Messenger RNA from Pieris macdunnoughi, 363 nucleotides. Lineage: Eukaryota; Metazoa; Arthropoda; Insecta; Lepidoptera; Pieridae. The record is from the annotation of a GenBank genome assembly.
AUGGCAGAUGAAGAAAUAAAUGGAGAUACCGAUGAUAUCCAGCAUGACAAAGAUAAAAACCAAAAGAAAACUGCAAAACACGAUAGCGGAGUAGCAGAUCUAGAAAAAGUUACAGACUAUGCAGAAGAAAAAGAAAUAUCAUCUCAAGAUAUAUCGGGUGCCCUUUCAUUGAUUGGUGAUAGAAGAAAUAAAGAAGCAGCAGAAAGAUUGGAAAAAGAAAAAGAGCUUCAAAAAGUUUCAGUUAAAAAAGAAGAUAUUGCACUAAUUGUAAAUGAAAUGGAAAUCUCAAAGUUUUUAGCAGAGAGAACACUAAGGGAACACAGAGGUGAUGUUGUUGCUGCAUUAACAACACUUACAAAUUAA